AUGGGCAGAUUUCAGCACAAGUCUAGCGCCGGAGCUUGGAGUUUGUGUGCAAGCAGCCAGAUGCUCUACUUGCAUGUGGACAUCAUGAAUUUUCUGAGCAGCUGCCAAUUCCGGUCCUUUGCAGAUUUCCAAGAUGAAGCAACACAAAUGCGAAGAAGCUGGACACAUUAUUCCGUGGAGGCCAUGCUGCUUUUUCAGCUGCAAGACUAUUACGUGCUAAAGAGGUUUCGUCGCAAGUGCGAAAUGUGGCAGAGACUUGACCAGAUCAUUAAGACGGCGCGAGCGUACGGCACCGCUCACGCGACAGCGGUUCGAGCAUUGGCGCUGGCUUGGAAGAGCUAUGCUAGCUUGGGCUGUCUAAAGCUGCAGUACGACGAGACAAUCUACAAGCAAGGGCUGGAAGCUUUGUUUGAGCUGCUGGAGCUCUCAGACCAGACCAGCCUAAGCAACGUGGUGUGUGCAGAAGUAAAAAUGGCCAUUGGCUUCUGGAACGAAAAAUACCAGGCAUGGCCUGGUACAUGGGAUCAAGCCGAGAAGUUUCUUUUGCAGACUUUGACGCAUUACGCCAGAUGUGGCUUUGUGGAGGAACUUGCUAAUGAUGGUAUCAAGCUUUGCCGGAUUCAAGUGCAGAAGCAUGUUCCAGACGGAAUUGCGGCCUUUUAUGAAGUGCGUGUUGUGGAAGCUCAAAUGCGCAUGAACCGACACCUGCAAACGGUGCACCGCCAGGGCCUGCAGCGCUUCAGUGAACGAAGCAGCAUACGUUGCCUUGGAACAUUGAUUGAGCUCUGUGAGCCGCGCCCGGCGAAGGAGACUGACGGUCUUGGCUUGCUGGUGGUGGCUCAAAUCGCGCCGGCUGCCAUGUUGUGGCACUGCUACAUUGCUCACCCCAGGUUCAGAGAUGGCCCCAGGGAGGACCAACUUGCAGACGAAUUUUCUCAAGCACGCAUGAUGAGGUCCGUUGGCUGUCGAAUCAUGUUCUUCUUGCACAGAAGCGAUUUGCACAACUUGGAGCCCUUCAUGUGGUACGCGCCUUCCUUGCACAAAUUCGAGACUUUCUCGGUGUCAGCUUGCAAGUAG
Messenger RNA from Symbiodinium natans, 1077 nucleotides. The record is from the annotation of a GenBank genome assembly. NCBI's taxonomy places the organism in Eukaryota, Dinophyceae, Suessiales, Symbiodiniaceae.